AUGCUGUACACAAGGGUUUUUUUCCGUGCAGUGGUUCGGACCGACUUCGGUGAAAGAGUCGCCGUAGUCGGCUCGUCGCCGUCUUUGGGGAACUGGCAGGCCAACCGCGGUCACGAACUGACCACGAACGAGGAUGUUUUCCCCUCCUGGUUCUCGAAGGAGCCGGUCUACUUGCCGUUGAAAAAGCCCGUGUCUUACAAAUAUGCGAUUCUCGACGAACGAGGGGACAUUGUAAGGUGGGAAGAAUGCGAGGGGAACCGCGAGUUGGUGCCGACAGGCGUGGAGAUGACGGUGGAGGACGACGACGGUCUCUUCCGGGAGCAGAUGACGAAUCGAGGAGACCACGGAGUCGAAGGCGACGAUGACGUGUCUGUGGCGGCUCUGGACAAGGAGGAGGUUGACGCGCGAAACCGCGUGCUGGCGAUUCAAGAGGAAGAGCCGGAGUUCGACGAGAACGACUCGCUGAUUGUGUGCGCUUUGGAUUUGCCGCUGCGCGUCGUGCGCGUCGCUCAGGCGCCGUGCGAGGCGGACCCGCGUCCCGGCGACUCGGCCAAAGACGCAGCCGCGCUCGUGCCUGAGAAACGGCCAGGCGCCUCCGGGGAGUAUGGGUCGGUUCCGUCUUUUGCGGGAGUCGCGGGAGCCGAGCGCGAGAAGGGGAAGACGCGCGCGGCGGCGAGCUGUGGGGAGUCGGAGCAGUCGACAGGCAGCCCGCGGAAGGGUGGACCGCCGGUGUCCCCGGAGACAGAGCGCGGUUUCGGCGGCGGACCCGUUCGAAGUCGACGGGGAACUUUCGAGGUCCGUGCCAGCAAGAGCGCGCUUCUGCCCUCCCUUUACCACUUGCGGAAGAAGACGCGUCUGCCUGUGCGCUUCAUUGGGUGGCCUGGCAUCCACGUGGAAGACGAGCGGGAGCAAGAAGAGCUCGUCGAGUUCCUGCGGGCUUACGAUUGCACCCCAAUCUUCCCCGACAAGGAGGAAUUCGACCGCUACCUGACCUUUUGCCACGGCUUCCUCUGGCCACUCUUCCACAACGUCGUCAUCCUCGAUUCGAAAACGCAAGUGCCGUUCGACUCCGAUCUCUGGGCGCGCUACCAGGCCGUCAACAAGCUCUGGGCAGACACCGUGUUGCGCCACGCCCACGAAACGGACAUGAUUUGGGUCCACGACUAUCACCUCCUCCUCGCGCCGAUGCACAUCACCCGCAAGGUCCGGAGGGCCAACGUCGGAUUCUUCCUCCACAUCCCCUUCCCCUCGUCGGAAAUCUUCAGGUGUCUCCCUUGCCGCGAAGACAUUUUGCGGGGGAUGUUGUGCGCGGACUUGAUUGGCUUCCACCUGUUUGAGUACGCUCGCCACUUCUUGGUUGCAUGCAAGCGGUUGCUCGGUCUCGAGCACCAUUUCUGCCGAGGCGGCAUCCUCAGCAUCGAGUACGGAGGCCGGAAUGUCUCCGUCCGCAUCGGCCAUGUCCACAUUCAGUACGCCGACAUUCGCGAGAAGAUCGAGGCGAGCCCGCGGGUCUUGCAGAUGUCUCGAGAAAUCCGACAAAGAUACGUCGGAAAAUUCAUCUUCGUCUCCGUCGACCGCUGCGAAAAGCUCGCAGGUCUUCUCCUCAAAGUUCGCGCAUUCCAAACGUUCCUCAUGACCUACUCGUACGCGAGGGGAAACGUCGUGCUCAUUCAGUACGCCUAUCCGACGAUCAAAUACGCAGAAGACACCGAAACGAUGGCAAUGGAACUCCAAGAGCUCGUGGAAAAGGUUAACGCGCAGUUCGCCCUCCCCGAUCGCCCCGACUUCAAGCACAUCGAGUUGCACAUCCAGUCUGUGGGGUGGGAAGAGAAGUGGGCAGUGUUUAUCGCCGGAGACUGCUUCCUGGACACGUCGAUCCGCGACGGGCUGAACCUGAAUCCGUUCGAGUACAUCUGCUGUCACCAAGACAACGUGACCGGAGUCAUUCUGUCUGAAUUCACCGGCUGCAGCCGAGCCCUCGCAUCUGCAAUCCGGGUGAACCCGUGGAAGGUGGAAGCGGUGGCCGACGCGAUGGACAGAACGAUCAACAUGCCCAUGGAGGAGCAGCGCGACCGAUUCACGCGCGACCAGGACUACUUGAGUCACAACAGCACGCAGAAGUGGGCGGACGAAAACAUCUUGGACCUCCGCCGGGCUAGGAAACCGGACGAUUUCGUCUACGUCUCCUGGGGGCUGGGCAACACCUUCCGCGUCCUGGGCAUGGACUCGAACUUCCGUUUUUUGGACACGAAUCAAGUGGUGAGAGGCUACCGGACUUCGCGGCAUCGCGUUUUCUUCUUCGACUGCGAAGGGACACUCGCGCCGGAUCGGCGACGCAUCACUUUCGUGCCGGGAGGCGAAAACCUUUUCGCACAGGGUAGACCGCCCUCGCAGCAAGUCAAGGACUGUCUCCAGGCUCUUGUGGACGACCAGCGAAACACAGUCGUCAUCCUCUCCGGCAGAAACCGACACCUCCUCGAGGAAUGGUUCUCCUCCGUCAAAGGCAUCGGACUCUGUGCGGAACACGGUUUCUACUACCGGGUUCCGGGCAUCACGGGAGACCAGUGGCAUUGCAUGUCUCGGCAGACGGACUUCACGUGGAAACAGGUAGCGAUUGAGCUGAUGCUGCAGUACGUCAAGAGAACCCAGGGAUCCUUCAUCGAGAACAAAGGUAGCGCACUGGUGUUCCAGUACCGAGACGCUGAUCCCGACUUCGGCAGCAUGCAGGCGAAGGAUUUGUCCAACUACCUCGGGGAGUUGCUGUUUGGCUACCCCGUUUCGGUGAUGAGCGGGAAAGGCUACGUCGAGGUAAAGCUCCGCGGCGUCAACAAAGGACACGCGGUCGAAAAAGUCCUCCGCAAACUCAGCAACCUCCACGGUGACGUCGACUUUGUCCUCUGUGUCGGAGAUGACAGGAGCGACGAAGACAUGUUUGCAGUGAUCAACACCAUGACAGAAGACGGCUACCAACUCUGUCUGCCCGAAGGCAGUGGCGCCGGCAGCAGCGGACUGUAUCGCCACACGCAGUCGAAGGACCGAAUCCCGCGACGCAAUUCUGUCUCUUCGGAUGAGAACCGUGCAGAAGGCGCGCCAGGAAGUUUGGAAGGAACGAUGAAACGCGUCGGGUCUAUGCAGCGUUCGGGUGGGCUGGGCGGCACAACCGGCCUAACCUCCGCGUCGUCCAGCACGAGUCUGUGCGGGGCUGCAAAGAAAACAGGCCCUCACUUCUUCACGUGUACCGUUGGGAAGAAGCCGUCAAACGCCCGGUAUUAUCUCAACGACACCGACGAUGUCUCCGAUCUUCUCGACGCACUGCAACAGUGCACAGAGAAGGACGGGAAAGAGCAGUGGAAUUCGGCCAGGGACUCGGGCCUCGCGGCGCCGGUGGCGGCUGCAGCGGCUGCUGGGUCUCUCGCAGGGAACGCAGCGGUUCAACUUCGGAAGGGUGACAGCGUCGCCAGCUUUGCGAGUUUGUGGAAGACGCCCCUUGGGGUUGGAGGGGCGGUACGCGCCAGGGACAGAGCCCUCGCACACUUGGCAGGGGGAGCCUCGAGCGGCCUCUUUGGCCGACCCGUCAGCGCCAUCGACGCACGCGCUUGUGCCGGCUCCGGAGGCGCCUCGGACGCCGCGCGACCGACGGAAGAGUGA
This is a messenger RNA of Neospora caninum, 3648 nucleotides long. Its product is annotated as trehalose-6-phosphate synthase of likely plant origin, related. Lineage: Eukaryota; Apicomplexa; Conoidasida; Eucoccidiorida; Sarcocystidae. Gene Ontology annotation, molecular function: catalytic activity; starch binding. Gene Ontology annotation, cellular component: cytosol. Gene Ontology annotation, biological process: trehalose biosynthetic process. Bases 1 to 3648 code for a protein of 1215 amino acids. The transcript has 18 exons. The record is from RefSeq and is a predicted model, not a curated record.